CUGGCUGGGGCCAGCUGGAGGGCUUCUGGACAGCCCAAGCCAACUUUCACCCAAGAGCUGGAACACUGAGACCCUGGGCGCUGGUUUCAAGUCAUGAAACGCUACCUCACAGAUCAUCAGGGAGGACAAGCACCAACUGAUGGGACCACCCUCAGCUUGACAAGUUCUGAGUCCACGGAGGAUAAUGUAGAAUUGUGCUGGCCAGAGACCAUAAAGAGAGAGGGGUCACCUCUGCGACCCGGGUCAGCCAUUCCCUGCGAGAAGGACAUCUACUUUGCCACCAGGGCUCAUGGGAUGCUGGGCUGGAGCAGCUCCCCAUCGUCGGAGUCCUCCUCCGAGUACCAGUCCUACUCCCAGUACCAGUCUUGCUGUUCCUGCAUGUACAAUGAGGAGAACGCUGCCCCACAGAGUGUGUGCGCCCUCUACACCCACGUACAGACCGUGCAGGGCGUGGCAGUGGCCUGGGAGACCAAGACCGGCUUUGAGCCAGUCAGCAGGAAGCCCCGAAUCCAUGAAGUUCAAUUCAUCAAGAGGCAGAGGCGGAAAGGCUCCUCCUUCGAGAUGGCUUCCAACAGUGACCUGUACUGGGACCUGGAAGCCUGCAAGGACAACUACGACCCAGAGCUGGAUGAUGCAGAGCUGCUGGAGUGCUGCCUCCAGGAACUGCGGGAGCCUCCAGACUGGCUCGUCACCACCAACUGUGGGCUGCGCUGCAUGGCCUGCUGCCGCGUCUUCCCUGCCCUGGACGCACUGCUGGAACAUGCCCAGCAUGGCGUCCGGGAGGGCUUCAGCUGUCAGAUCUUCUUUGAGGAGAUGCUGGAGAGAAGGCAGGCUCGGGGCCAGAAAAGUGACCGGCAGCUGGAGGAGGAGGAGCAGAGCUCUUCAGAUAACAGCGAGGGUUCUCCUCCCCCUGGUGAGGUGCCUCCACCACAGCAGCAGAAGCAAUGA
This is a messenger RNA of Carlito syrichta (Philippine tarsier), 948 nucleotides long. It is a transcript of the gene FAM170B, whose product is annotated as family with sequence similarity 170 member B. The record is from RefSeq and is a predicted model, not a curated record. The coding region runs from base 94 to 948 and encodes 284 amino acids. The transcript is spliced from 2 exons. Gene Ontology annotation, cellular component: acrosomal vesicle. Gene Ontology annotation, biological process: fertilization. NCBI's taxonomy places the organism in Eukaryota, Metazoa, Chordata, Mammalia, Primates, Tarsiidae.